AUGAGAUGGGAAGAGCAGGGUUGGUCAUUAGACCUUGAAGCAAUCAAGCAAUUGGCGCCUUGUAUCAUGUCAAAAAGGUCUGCUGACAUUGAGGAUAUUGAUAAUAGCAAUGAGCGGAUUGUAUCAUCAAAGAUUAGGUCAAAAGACGUGCCUGCUGUGACUUCUGUCGCGCAGAAAGACGUCGAAGUGGGUCAAUUUGAAGACGAGUAUAGUGAUGAGUUCGAGAGUGACGGUGAAAUUAUAGAGUUAGAUGGCGAUGAAUAUGCUGAAAGCGGUGAUGAGAAUAUGGAGAGUGAAGAGUACAUCGAAAGGAAGGAAGAAAAAGCGCGCAGCCAAGUUCAGAAUGAUCAAACGGAAGUUCAAAACACACAUGGGCAGCAGCUCUACUUGCCGCAUCUGUCCAAACCAUUGGGACCUGACGAAGUUUUAGAAGCUGACCCAUCGGUCUACGAAAUGCUACAUAAUGUUCACUUGCCGUGGCCAUGUAUGUCGCUGGACGUUGUCCCCGACAGGCUCGGAUCCGAGCGCAGAAGCUAUCCUCAGUCCCUGCUUGUUGCAACGGCGACCCAAGCUUCGAAGAAAAAAGAUAACGAACUGCUAUUGCUCAAAAUGUCGCAAUUGACCAAGACGUUGGUCAAGGACGAUGAGGAAGAGCAAGACGAGGAAGACAAUGAGGACGAUGACUCUGACCCAGUUAUCGAGAACGAAAACGUUGCACUCAAAGAUACUACAAAUAGAUUAAAAGUCUCCCCAUUUGCUGUCGAAGGUCAGGAAGUUUUGACUGCUACUAUGAGCGAGAACGGAGAGGUCUACAUAUUCGAUCUCGCCUCGCAGACCAAAGCUUUCAGCACUCCAGGUUACCAAAUACCAAAAGCUGCCAGGAGACCGAUCCACACGGUGAAAAACCACGGCAACGUCGAAGGUUAUGCGCUAGAUUGGUCUCCCGUUAACAAAAGUGGCGCUCUACUGACAGGUGACUGCUCUGGCCGCGUUUUUCUCACUCAAAGACACACAUCCAAAUGGGCGACUGAAAAACAAGCUUUCUCAGUGGACAAUAACCAGUCAAUUGAAGACAUUCAAUGGUCCCGCACAGAAGCUACGGUUUUUGCCACUUGUGGUUGUGACGGUCACAUCAGGAUAUGGGACACUCGAUCAAAGAAGCGCAAGCCUGCUAUUUCCGUCAAAGCGUCUGACACGGACGUCAACGUCAUUAGCUGGAACGAAAAGAUUGGCUACCUACUAGCAAGCGGUGAUGACAAUGGUAAGUGGGGGGUCUGGGAUUUAAGACAAUUUUCGCCAAGCCAUGCAAAUUCAGUAUCUCCAGUCGCUCAGUAUGACUUCCACAAGGGUGCGAUUACGUCUAUUAGCUUCAAUCCCUUGGAUGAGUCGAUCAUCGCCGUCGCCAGUGAGGACAACACUGUAACCUUAUGGGAUCUUUCUGUUGAAGCUGACGAUGAAGAAAUCAAACAACAGGCAGCUGAAACAGAAGAGCUUCAGCAAAUCCCUCCUCAACUUUUAUUCGUACACUGGCAAAAGGAAGUGAAGGAUGUCAAAUGGCAUAAACAAAUUCCGGGCUGUUUGGUAAGUACAGGUACCGAUGGCUUGAACAUCUGGAAAACAAUUAGCGUUUGA
This is a messenger RNA of Lachancea mirantina, 1632 nucleotides long. NCBI's taxonomy places the organism in Eukaryota, Fungi, Ascomycota, Saccharomycetes, Saccharomycetales, Saccharomycetaceae. The record is from the annotation of a GenBank genome assembly.